AUGGCAGGAGGGCCCCUUGGCAUCAAGGAGGAAAUGGAAAUGUCCAUGGAUGAAGACCUGGUUUCUGUAAGCCAUGGUAAAAGUCAAGAACACCUGGUGAUAGCAGAAAUAAUAGAUCAUGGAUCCCAGUCCCUGGGUACUUCUCAGCGGCGACAGAGGUUGGAAUCAAAGGCUGCUGGCUCUGCUGGAGGCCAACAGGUUUGGAAUGUGACUAACUCCCGGUCCAGGAAAAUGGGUUCUUAUCUGCCGGUACGCAGAAUGGUAAGAGAACAAGGCCAUGAGGAUGGUCAUCCCCAGGAGUGUCCUGGCAACUUCCAUGGCAAAAGAUUCCAUUAUGAGCGCAACUCAGAGGCAGAUACAAUUGCAGAGAUUGGCUUGGAAGAGACACAUGAACUGGAGAUAGAAGCCAUAAGAAAACAGCAGCGUGUGAACAAUGAGCGUCUGAGAACCCUGGAGGACCAGGAAAUUGCCAGAACCCAGAGGGAAGUUAUGCUCUUUACCAUGCUGCUGUCGGUCUGCAUAGUCAACCUGUGGCUGUGGAUUCGCCAGUGA
Messenger RNA from Myotis lucifugus (little brown bat), 552 nucleotides. It is a transcript of the gene FATE1, whose product is annotated as fetal and adult testis expressed 1. Gene Ontology annotation, biological process: negative regulation of apoptotic process; negative regulation of mitochondrial calcium ion concentration. Gene Ontology annotation, cellular component: endoplasmic reticulum; mitochondrial outer membrane; mitochondria-associated endoplasmic reticulum membrane contact site. Gene Ontology annotation, molecular function: ubiquitin protein ligase binding. The transcript has 5 exons. The coding region runs from base 1 to 552 and encodes 183 amino acids. The record is from RefSeq and is a predicted model, not a curated record. NCBI's taxonomy places the organism in Eukaryota, Metazoa, Chordata, Mammalia, Chiroptera, Vespertilionidae.